AUGUUGCCAGCUCCCACGGCUGGUGCUCGCCUUGUCAGACCGCCGCCUCCGACCGCCGCACACCGUGGCACCGCCGGCACCCGCCGCGCCGCGGGGUUCGCGGCGCGCACCCGCCGGGGCAGCGGGUUCGACCGGGCGUGGGCGCUGGGCGUGGGCGCCGCACGUUGGGUGCGCCGAUCCCGGAGGGCGAAGCGAGCGAAGAGUGACCUGGUGGAGAGUGAAGAGGUCGAGGUGAAGAAAUCCCAAUCCUCUUACAGCUGGGAGAAGCAAUGGUAUCCAGUUCUGCCUUUGUCGCUGUUGCAGGGGGUGGGUCCUGAGCCAAUCAAGCUGCUGAACAAGGAUUUGGUACUUUGGAAAGACGGGGAGGGUGAAUGGCGAUGCACUGACGGUAUUUGUCCUCAUCGUCUUGCACCCUUGGCACGUGGCCGUGUGACUGAAAACGGAGAGCUCAUGUGCCGCUUCCAUGGUUGGUGCUUCAAGGGCGAUGGCAUGUGUGCGAAAGUUCCAAUGGCUCAUGGGGAUUCUGAAGCUGAGGGACGUUUGAUCGGUCAAGACUGCAGCAAGCUGGCAUCGUAUCCGACGAAGCUCAAGAAGGGCUUGCUCUUCGUUUGGCCCCACGCCAGUGCGAAAGAGGCUUUGCAAAGGGAACCCUUUGUCCCUGAGGAGUUGUCGGAGAGUCCCAACUGGAGUUGUUUUGACGUGCCAGCCGGCUGGAGGGUGUGGCUCGAACAAAGCUGGGAUCCCAGCCACGCGCCCUUUUUGCAUCAGUAUGCCCUACCGAACUUUGCUCCAGAAUAUGCGGCCCCCAUGGAACCGUUUGACAUUCAAGAUCUUGGAGAUGAUGGUCUCAAGGUCAAGCAUGGUGGAUACAUGCAAAGCAACAUGGGCAUGAAGGCUGAUCGUCGCUUCGUGCCGCCUUGUGCCAACUCCACCUCCUACCUCUAUCCGGAUGGUCGAAUCAUUGGCUUCAACUUCUAUUUCGUGCCCACCGAGCCUGGAAAAGUGCGCCAGAUUACCACCUCCUAUUUUGUGCCAAGCCAGAACGAAGACGACAGCAAGAGCAACCUCAAGGGGAACAUGAUGCAGAUGUCCAAGGUGGUUUUGAAAGGCCGGAGCCUGGGCACCGCCGAGAAGCCAAAGCGCGAUCUCCGUGCCUCGUGGAUGGCCUGGGCGGAAACACGCUGGCCCGACCUGGCGAAGGUGCGGCGAGGCCUCGAGACAUGGAAGCUCUUGCAGGCGAGCGCCCGCGGAACGCGCGCGGAGGAAGGGCCCGCGCACGGACCGAAUGGAGGGAAGGGGCUACUUGGGGAUCAAGACAACACGGUGCUUUCCUUCCAAGACUCGGUGGGCCUGCCAGCUGUGCAGAAGAAAGAACUUCGUGAGCCGCGUGUCUCGCAGCGCUUCGGGGGCCCGGCCUCCGAGUAUCUGCUGGAGACCCACGCGGACGCCCUGGUGGCGCGCUUCGACGCCUGGAUCGCGCAGCGCCACGGUGGCCCCUUCGGCCGCAUGGACGGCCGUGGCGACGGCGGCGCGCCACGGGAGCAGCUGGAAGCGGCGGUCUUCGACCGGUGGGCGGCGCAUACGAGCUUCAGCAAGGAUGCACAGGCUGAGGGGAUGAGGGAAGCUUUGGAUCGGACCUGA
Durusdinium trenchii is the source of this 1641-nucleotide messenger RNA. The record is from the annotation of a GenBank genome assembly. Lineage: Eukaryota; Dinophyceae; Suessiales; Symbiodiniaceae.